AUGGCUAAGAUCAAAGUGGAGGCUGAAGCCAAGAAGAUCGGGCUCAGGUUUAAUCCUGGAAAAUGCGCCACCCUCCAUCUUAGGGGCAAGGGCGGUAAGCAGCGCGCAGUACCCACUGAGUUCUUCAUGGGCGAUGAGCCAGUAAAGGCGCUCCAAGCGGGACAAGCCUACCAACAUCUAGGAAUACCAACUGGCUACCAAGUGAGACAAACACCCGUUGCCACCAUUGAGCAGCUCAUCACUGAUGUUAGGACGGUGGACGACUCUCUGCUAACCCCAUGGCAGAAGCUUGACGCCGUAGCCACUUUCAUCUUACCAAGGCUAGAUUUCGUGAUGAGGGGAGCUCAGGUCCGAAAGGCGGGCCUCACAGCGGCGGACAAAGUCAUCAAGAGAGCAGGUAAACGCUGGCUGAACCUUCCGCAGCGCGCCAGUCCGGAGGUGGUCAUCAUACCCCCGUAUAGGGGUGGUGGAGGGUUGCUUCCGUUGGCGGACCUGGCAGACGUACUCACGGUAGCUCAUGCGUUCAGGAUGUUAACCUGUGCGGAUGGGUCCGUGAGCGCGUUGGCGAGGAAGACGCUGUCGGACACGGUUCAGCGGAAGCUGAAAAGACCACCAGUGCAGCAGGACAUCGCUGAAUACCUCUCUGGCUCAGUGGAGAGGGAGUUCUUUGGGCCCAGCACCGACAAUUCCUCAUUUUGGUCACGUGUCAGAGUGGCAACGAGACGCCAAGCUGCGAAGCUGGAGCUGAAAUGGAGACACGAUGGUGGCCGGGACGAACUAUCGCUGGAGUGUAAGAGCUCUAGAGGCAGAACAGUCAUCAUCCCCCCAGAGGCCAGGACCCAGGUGAUCAACCGGCUGAGAACGGCCAUACAGGAGCAUUACCUCGCGACGCUCCUCGCGAAGCCAGACCAGGGAAAAGUCUACAAGGUUUCAUCUGGUGUAAGGGUCGCCAAUCAUUUUAUGAGAAGCGGCAGUUACACCAGGUUUGCCGAGUGGCGUUUUGUCCACCGUGCCCGGCUCGACGUGCUCCCAUUAAACGGGGCACGAAGAUGGGGUGAGGGGGACAAGCGCUGCCGUAGAUGUAACCACGCCCUGGAAUCCUUGCCGCACGUGCUGUGCCACUGCACACCACUCUCGGCAGCGAGACAACUGCGCCAUGACGCUAUUGUAGCAAGAGUGGCAAAAGCUGUCAAACUGCCUGGCACCAUGACCAUCAACCAGACAGUUGCGGGAGUCUCUGGUGGGAAUCUCUCAGCACUAAGGCCGGACAUUGUCAUCAGGAACGAGACCACGAGGUCCGUCACCAUAGUGGACAUAACCGUGCCAUUCGAGAACCGACGGGAGAGUUUCGCAGAGGCGCGGGACGAGAAGAUAAGGAAGUAUACCCCGCUGGCUGUUGCGCUGCAGUCACGAGGCUACAAUGUGGAGGUAGAGGCGAUCCUCGUUGGUGCCCUGGGCACCUGGGACCCACGCAACGAGCCGGUGCUGAGACGCUUGCGUGUUAACCAACGCUACGCGUCUAUGAUGCGCCGUCUAAUUGUAUCUGACACCAUCCACUGGUCACGGGACAUGUACGUGGAGCACGUCUCUGGGGUGAGACAAUAUUCUGCUCCUCCUGGGGAGCGCCCUGGCUAG
Anastrepha obliqua is the source of this 1635-nucleotide messenger RNA. RefSeq lists its product as uncharacterized. NCBI's taxonomy places the organism in Eukaryota, Metazoa, Arthropoda, Insecta, Diptera, Tephritidae. The transcript has a single exon. Bases 1 to 1635 code for a protein of 544 amino acids. The record is from RefSeq and is a predicted model, not a curated record.